AUGGAAGUGGUCUCCACAUCAGUUGGCAACUUUACUGUUGACCUUUUCAACAAGCUGAAUGAGAACAACAAGGGAAAAAACAUUUUCUUCUCCCCUUGGAGCAUAUCAGCAGCUCUGGCUCUGACAUACCUGGGAGCAAAAGGAACUACAGCAACUGAGAUGGCAGAGGUCCUUCAUUUCACCGUGGGAGCAGGAGCUGAAGCUGCUUCUUCUGUGGCCAGACCUUCUCGGGGGAGACCAAAGAGAAGAAAAUUGGAUCCUGAGAACAAGCAAACUGCAGAUAUUCAUUCUAGCUUCAAGAAGCUCCUGACUGCCAUCAACAAACCCAGAGGCACCUACUCCCUGAAAAGUGCCAACCGCAUUUACGUGGAAAAAACCUUCCUAUUAUUGCCUACAUACAUACAGCUCAGUAAGAACUACUAUGAAGCAGAGCCACAGAAGGUUAACUUUAAGACAGCACCAGAACAGACAGGAAAGGAAAUCAACACUUGGGUUGAAAAACAAACUGAGGGCAAAAUCAAGAAUUUGCUGGGUCCACGAGAUGUGACAAACUCCACCAAGCUGAUCCUGAUAAAUGCCAUUUACUUCAAGGCAGAAUGGGAAGUGAAAUUUAAGGCAGAAGAUACAGAACUGCAACCCUUCCGACUGAGCAAGAACAAGACCAAGCCUGUAAAGAUGAUGUACAUGAGAAAAACAUUUCCAGUCCUCAUCAUGGAAGCAAUGAAUUUCAAAAUGAUUGAGCUGCCAUAUGUGAAACGUGAACUCAGUAUGUUCAUCCUCCUUCCUGAUGACAUCAAAGACAACACUACGGGUCUCGAACAGCUGGAAAGAGAACUGACAUAUGAGAAGCUGUCCAAAUGGACUGACUCCAAGAAGAUGACCGAGACUCUUGUGGACCUGUACCUACCUAAAUUCGAAAUGGAAGAGAGGUAUGACCUCAGCGAUAAUCUGAUCAGGAUGGGAAUGCGCAGCGCCUUCAGCAGCAACGCUGAUUUCAGUGGAAUGACAGAGAAGGAUAGAAUGAUGAUCUCCAAGGUUUUCCACAAGUCUUUUGUUGCAGUUGAUGAGAAGGGCACUGAGGCAGCUGCUGCUACUGCUGUCCUUGUAGAACUAACAAGUGCACAUGAUAGCCAUGUUCUGAAAUUUAGGGUUGACCACCCUUUCUACUUCUUCAUCAGACACAACAAGUCCAAGAGCAUCCUUUUUUUUGGUAGAUUCUGCUCUCCUCUAGAAUGA
Messenger RNA from Melozone crissalis (California towhee), 1236 nucleotides. RefSeq names its product heterochromatin-associated protein MENT-like. The transcript is spliced from 7 exons. Gene Ontology annotation, molecular function: serine-type endopeptidase inhibitor activity. The coding region runs from base 1 to 1236 and encodes 411 amino acids. Gene Ontology annotation, biological process: negative regulation of endopeptidase activity. Lineage: Eukaryota; Metazoa; Chordata; Aves; Passeriformes; Passerellidae. The record is from RefSeq and is a predicted model, not a curated record.